Molecule: messenger RNA, 3111 nt
Organism: Daphnia magna
Lineage: Eukaryota; Metazoa; Arthropoda; Branchiopoda; Diplostraca; Daphniidae
Product: endoribonuclease Dicer-like
Exons: 14
Coding region: 1-3111 (1036 amino acids)
Biological process (GO): siRNA processing; pre-miRNA processing; apoptotic DNA fragmentation
Cellular component (GO): cytoplasm; nucleus; RISC complex
Molecular function (GO): protein binding; ATP binding; ribonuclease III activity
Source: RefSeq, a predicted model, not a curated record
AUGGAAACUAAAGCCAGUACUGGUUUUGUGGAUGCUGAUUUCACCCCAAGAGACUACCAGGUGGAACUGUUUGAAGAAGCAUUAGGGGAAAAUAUAAUCGCUUACCUACCUACCGGUUCCAGGAAAACAUAUAUAGCAGCCCUUUUGAUUAAGGAGAAAGUACAUGAAGUCACAAAACCAUUGGAUUUGGGCGGGAAAAGAACCGUCUUUCUUGUACCUAUAAUUUUAUUGGCUAUUCAGCAGGCAGCCUACUUGCGACGUCACACUUAUUUGAGAGUGAAGGAAUUCUAUGGAAGUAUGGGUGUCGAUUCUUGGAGAAAAGAAAGGUGGAAAACAGAAUUCAAAGAAAAUCACGUCCUAGUCAUGACGGCUCAAAUUUUUGUGAAUGUUUUGAACCAUGAUUUCUUUUCUGCAUACCAACUUAACUUAUUGGUAUUCGACAAGUGCCAUGCUGCUGUGAAAGAUGCGCCCAUGAAACAAGUCCUUUCGAAACUGCAAAGCUAUGAAAGUUUGCGCCGGCCCAAAAUUCUUGGUUUGACGGCAGCGCUUUUUAGGAUGCGAUGCACACCUCAUAAGGUGCCCGAAGUCAUUCAAAAGCUCUCUGAAUCAAUGGGGUGCAUCGUCAAAAUUCCAUCCAGUGUAGAAACGGUCUAUCGGUAUUCCACGAAGCCUUGCGAAAUCGUCCUUCAAUACGAUGACGAAAAUAACAAACAGAAUCCAGAUUCGCUGACAUUGAGCGUUAUAAUCCUUGAUAUGGUGUUUAAACUAAUGCAAGAAUUUAAAAACUCGUAUGGUGAAUUGAUUGCCAAAGUUGAAUCUGAUGUUGCAAAACACCCAGACAAGAUCGAUUUAUUGUUGGAUGCACUUAAAGACAUAAAUUAUCUCCUUAGAGCUCUAGGACCAUAUGGUGCCUAUCAUUGCGCACAUGUGUAUAUUCGCAUCCUACAGCAAGCCAAGAGUCGUGUCAAAGUUCCUCAGUUUUUGGCAGAUUUGAACAAAGUUUCUGCGCUCUGCAGGGAAAUUAAGGAAAUCUGUACUCCUUAUUUCGCCAAGUUCUCGCCAAAGGACCGCCUAUUACUGUUUGUACAUCCCAAAGUGAUCCGUCUUUUGGAAAUUAUUCGAAAUUUUAGUCCCGAAAAGAAUCUCGACGAACUAAAUCUUAAGAUGUGUGCCAUCAUUUUUGUCGAACGAAGAUGCACGGCCAAUGUACUUUACCACUUCUUGAAGGAUGUUGCCAAACACGACGAAACCUUGGAAUUUAUGAAGCCAUUAUUCACAAUGGGCCAGGCAUUAGAUCGAAACGCUUCACUGAAAGAAACUAAAAUUCUCAACAUAAAACAAAACGAGAUUAUGACCAGCUUUCGCGAAGGUCGUUGUAAUCUGAUAGUGGCAACCUCUGUGCUGGAAGAAGGAGUUGACAUUCCUGCCUGUAAUCUAAUUGUAAAAUUCGACCACAUCAAAACCUACUGCGAAUACGUUCAGGCCAAAGGCCGAGCAAGGAGCAGGAAAGCCUUUUAUUGUUUGAUGGUGAGCCAAAGUGAAACGGAAAGCUACCUGAAGAAUUUGGCACAGUUCCGUAGCAUUGAACAGCAGCUCUUGGCUAUCGGAAAUUUCGAAGACGAUCGGGACAGUAUUAUAGACAACCUAUUUUGCGAAAUCAUCCCACCCUACGCUCCCUACGGUGAAGACGGACCCCGUAUUACUUUACUGAGUAGUAUAUCGCUUGUCAACAGGUACUGUGGCCAGCUCUCGUCAGAUCCAAAUGUCCUUUUGGCCCCCAAACUAACAAUCAAGAAAGCUGAUAAAAGCGUAGCCGAUCCCGCUCAACUAAAAAAUAUUAAAGACGUUCUUAAAAAUUUACCAAAUGAUAAUCGUGGAAUGACCAACGGGUUUUCGAUUGGUGAUUUAUACCAGUUUCGUCUAAUUCUUCUCCUAAACUCGUCCUUGAGAGAAGAGAUAAUUGCAGACGUGAUGCCAACUAAACGUCUGGCCAAAAGAGCAGUUGCUUUAAAAGCAUGCAUCAUGCUUCACAAACUGAAAGAGCUGGAUGACGUUCAUCUCUUUCCUAUUCCACGGCUGAUUCCAGAAGAAGAAGAGGAAGAGUUGCCAAUCGAAGAUGAUGCCAGUGUACCUCAACACCAUGGAAAUGUCACGAUUUGCAAACGUCGUUUCCCUGCUUGUUUUUCGAAUUGCCGACCUAUUCCGAGACAGCCCAACUUCGUUUAUUUGAUAGACUUUAUGCUGAUGAAGCCUUGCCUGGAUGUCAACAAACUAUUUAUACCAUUCGUCGGGGAAACAAAGUUAGCCAUUUUGACGUCACAAGUCAUACCUGCGCUUUGUCCGUUACCUUUGAUUACGCGAGCUGGGGAAUUCCAAGUCAAUCUGUGUGGAGUGGAUUCAAUCAUCCUUGACGACAGUCAGCUAGAAAAACUCGAAAAAUUUCAUCAGUUUAUCUUCCAAGACGUGAUUUUCUUGUGGAAACGUCAACUAGAUUUUGACCUACAGGCCUCUGAUUUGCAGUACCUCAUUGUCCCUCUACAAAGUGCAACCGAAAAACUGGACUUUGUUCUCGUCGAAAAGAUGAUCAAUGCACCAACCGUCGAGUGGGAAAAACGGCCACCUUUCACGGGCAACAAGUUUUCAUUCGAACCGAAAGAGUAUGUCGACGCAGUUAUCGUCCCGUCCUAUAAACCGCUGGGGACAUUAAAUUCCUUCUACGUCGAUGGCGUUUCAGACUUGACACCGCUCUCUGCGUUCCCAGAAAGAGAGAAUGAAACUUACGCAUCUUAUUUUUCCAAAAAGUACAAUCAGAUAUUGACUAAUGAAAAUCAGCAGCUCGUGCAAGUCAGUCGCGAGAUAACGAGGAAAAACUUCCUUGUCCCGAGAUUGGCUUCAACGAAGAAAGAAAUUCCAAUGCAUCAUGUGCCUGAACUUUGCAAUAUUCAUCCGCUGCCAGGAUCUGUUUGGAAACAGGUGGUAUGGAUCCCAUCCGUUCUUCAUCGUCUUAAUGGCAUUCUGGUGGCCGAAGAACUUCGCAUCUUGAUCUUUAAAGAAGCUAACGUGGGAAUAGAUUUUUUACUGGAUUCCCUGUUGGGUCGAUUAUUUUCAUAA